Molecule: messenger RNA, 4620 nt
Organism: Elgaria multicarinata webbii
Lineage: Eukaryota; Metazoa; Chordata; Lepidosauria; Squamata; Anguidae
Gene: MAPK6
Product: mitogen-activated protein kinase 6
Exons: 6
Coding region: 838-2994 (718 amino acids)
Biological process (GO): intracellular signal transduction; protein phosphorylation
Cellular component (GO): nucleus; cytoplasm
Molecular function (GO): ATP binding; MAP kinase activity
Source: RefSeq, a predicted model, not a curated record
GUCGCAGCAAUUGAACUUUCCUCUCCUCUUCAGACGACUUCUAUUUUUGACCAGCAAUCGUCUGGUUGACCUUUUCCUUUCCUCGGGGCGAUUGUUUUAAAAUUCAUUUAGGGAAUCCUUCAGAUAAUUUCUUUUCUAACUCUAGGAAGUGAAAAUGAAUUCGAAGGAACUACAAGAGAGCUGCAAGAAUGGUUUUCACAGAAUAAGAUGGAUGGUAGCUUUGAUUGUGAUUGUGGUGAGCUGGAGCCACCUGAUCAUUAACUAACAGCAUCUUUUGAAAACCAAGAGCUGCCUCUCCCUUGACGAACUAGACUGUAAACAAAAGGAAGGAAGGAAGAGGAGAAAAAAGUGCUAAGUAACACCAUAGAAUGAAGCUGCUCAGGACCAGUCCAACACUGAAUGUAUCUGCACUGUGAGGAGGAUGUUAAUAGAAGCCUAUUACGUGCAUAUUUAUUCACAUUUUUGUUAAAUGUUAACCAGUUUAGCACAGUAGAGCGGAGUGCAUAAUAUGUCACUUCAUUCCGUUUGAUUUAUUUGUAUUUCCUUUUAAUGUCUGCGGAUAUGCUGCACCUUUCUUGAACUAUGAAUGCUGCAACCUCUCUAUCUUUACUCAGAUUGACUUGUAGAGUGUGUAAAUUCUAAAUCUGAAGGGGACACAACAGGCCUGGCUGGCUAACAAUGCAACAAGAGUGUCAAGAAACUAUCGUGCAGUCAACCUGAAGUUUUUCUUCUCCUUUUCUGCAAGAUCCUUCAUAUACCAGUGGAAGCAUCUCUACAAGCUUGCAGAAGCUUGAUAGUUUUAAGAGGGAAAAAGAAGAGAACACACAGAAUUUCAAAAUGGCAGAGAAGUUUGAAAGCCUCAUGAACAUUCAUGGUUUUGAUGUAGGUUCUCGGUAUAUGGACUUAAAACCUCUGGGCUGUGGUGGCAACGGCUUAGUUUUUUCUGCUGUCGAUAAUGACUGUGAUAAAAGAGUGGCUGUCAAGAAAAUUGUCCUUACAGAUCCUCAGAGUGUUAAACAUGCUCUGCGCGAGAUCAAAAUUAUUAGAAGACUUGACCAUGAUAACAUUGUCAAAGUGUUUGAAAUCCUUGGUCCCAAUGGGAGUCAGUUGACAGAUGAUGUAGGCUCUCUUACAGAACUUAACUGUGUUUACAUUGUUCAAGAGUACAUGGAGACAGAUCUGGCUAACCUGGUGGAGCAGGGGCCCUUACUGGAAGAACAUGCCAGGCUCUUCAUGUACCAGCUGCUACGUGGGCUCAAAUACAUUCACUCUGCAAAUGUUCUGCACAGAGAUCUCAAACCAGCUAACCUGUUCAUCAAUACUGAAGAUUUGGUGCUGAAAAUUGGUGACUUCGGCCUUGCACGGAUCAUGGACCCUCAUUAUUCCCAUAAGGGCCAUCUUUCCGAAGGAUUGGUAACUAAAUGGUACAGAUCACCUCGCCUCUUGCUCUCGCCCAACAACUAUACUAAAGCCAUUGAUAUGUGGGCUGCAGGUUGCAUCUUUGCUGAAAUGCUGACAGGGAAAACUCUCUUUGCAGGCGCACAUGAACUUGAACAAAUGCAGCUGAUUUUAGAAUCAAUUCCUGUUGUGCAUGAGGAAGACCGUCAGGAACUUCUUAACGUCAUCCCAGUUUACAUUAAAAACGAUAUGACUGAGCCACACAAACCUUUAACUCAGCUCCUCCCAGGCAUUAGCCCCGAAGCACUGGACUUUCUGGAACAAAUACUGACCUUUAGUCCCAUGGAUCGAUUGACAGCAGAAGAAGCUUUGUCCCAUCCUUACAUGAGUAUUUACUCCUUCCCAACUGAUGAGCCCAUUUCAAGUCAUCCUUUUCACAUUGAAGACGAGGUAGAUGAUAUUCUGCUCAUGGAUGAGAGUCACAGCCACAUCUAUAAUUGGGAAAGAUAUCACGAGAGUCAGUUUUCAGACCACGACUGGCCUAUUCAUAACAACUUUGAAGCUGAUGAAGUUCAGCGUGAUCCAAGGGCUCUUUCUGAUGGAACUGAUGAGGAAGAAGUACAAGUAGACCCUCGCAAAUAUUUGGAUGGCGAUCGCGAAAAGUAUCUAGAGGAUCCAGCUUUUGAUACCCACUUCUCCACUGAGCCGUGUUGGCAAUAUCCAGAUCACCAUGAAAACAAGUAUUGUGAUCUGGAAUGUAGCCACACUUGUAAUUACAAAAUGAGGUCCUCUUCAUACCUAGAUAAUUUAGUCUGGAGAGAGAGUGAGGUGAACCAUUACUAUGAGCCCAAGCUUAUAAUAGAUCUUUCUAACUGGAAGGAGCAGAGUAAAGAGAAGUUAGACAAAAAAGGCAAGUCAAAAUGUGAAAGGAAUGGAUUGGUGAAAGCUCAGAUCGCUCUUGAGGAAGCCUCACAGCAGCUUGCAGAAAAGGAGAAGAAUCAAGGGUUUGACUUUGAUUCAUUUAUAGCAGGAACUAUUCAGCUUAGUUUGCAGCACGAGUCGACUGAUAUUGAUAAAUUAAAUGACCUGAAUAGCUCAGUCUCCCACCUAGAGUCGAAAGGCAUAUCGAAGUCGGUAAGCAGAGAGAAAAAGGAAAAAGGUAUGGCUAACUUGGCCCAGUUGGAGGCUCUGUACCAAAACUCAUGGGAUGGCCAGCUUGUGAGUGGUGGGGAGGAGUGCUUUCUCAUAGACCAGUUCUGUUGCGAAGUAAGGAAGGACGAGCAGAUAGAGAAGGAGUAUCCGUACACCAGUUACCUGGACAGGUUCUUUAGCAAGAAAGAAGAUACUGAAACGCUAGAAACUGAGCCAGUCGAAGAUGGGAAGCUUGGGGAGAAAGAAAGAGAGGGAAACUUCUUAAGUAAUAGCGGGGAAUUUCUCUUUAACAAGCAGCUCGAAGCUAUAGGUAUUCCUCAGUUUCACAGCCCCGUUGGCUCACCACUUAAAUCAAUACAGGCCACGCUAACGCCUUCUGCUAUGAAAUCAUCUCCUCAGAUUCCCCAUAAAACAUACAGCAGCAUUCUGAAACACCUAAACUAAACAGCAGACAUUUCUUUUUGUAUUCAUGAAAUGUGUGUUCUUUUUUAUUGUAAGUAAUUUUUUUACUUGAAAUCAAAUGAUGUAACUUUGGUAUGGAUUUCCUUAAUUUCCUGUUUACCAUUGUUUUUACAAUCCAGAAUUACUUUCUUUACAUGACAAUUCUUUUCUUUUUUUUAAACUGGCAUGUCGUUUGCACACAAAGGUAAAGAACAGAGCAAAACAAUGCAAGUUGCAGGAGGAAACAAGAAAAUGCACUAAACCAAGUAGAAACACUCUCAGUUUAAACCGUUCAUGCUUUGCAGAGAAAAAAUAACAAUCUUGCCUUGAUAAUUACACAGUGAGACUAUACAUAUUUGCAUGAAAAUAUCUAUUUUUUCCCUGAAAACAUUUUUCAUUCAUAUGUAUUUUAGAAUUUUUCAUACUGUACACAUUUCUUAGACACAUGAUACCAGCAGCAACUGUACAUGAAUGCAGAAUUUGGUACGCAUGUGUUAUCUACCUCAAGGUAACAGCAGUAUGUGGCAAAACAUUAACCACCCAUCGUGCUUUUCAUAAUGCACUUCUAUUUAGCCAGCAUUAUUGUAGUAGGUGGUAUUAUGGAGAAAAUCAUUCAAUAUUUAUAAAUAUUCUGGUAUGCAUUCUUUAUAGUGGAAAUGUUAAUAUGCAGCGUUUUUAUUUAUUUUAGCAAAUUAUAUUUUCUGUAAUGAUAGAAAGUCAAAUUUUUUUGAACUUACUUUACAGAUAAAGUUCUUGUUAGCACUAUGGUUUAUUGCCUACAUAGCUGAAAUAGAGACGAAAUAACAUCCCCUUAUUCUGAGGUGAUCCAUAUGAAUUUUUUAAAAGAGAUUUCACUUCAAGUAAGGCACUCACUGUGUAUAGGAAUUUGCAAUUUGGCGGUGCUUGAUCUCUCUACAAAGAAAUUAGGAAUUGUUUUAUUAUAAAAUGCUCCUAGAAGUCUUAAUUGUGUUAUUUUUUAAAAAAACAUUUUUUUGUAAUGUUCGUUGUGUGCAUGGAAACAAUUAAGGUACAACAUUACUGUAGGUUAAAAGUUCUAUAUGGUCAGGCAUUUUUGUUUUUACUGUAUGUUUUUACUGAAUGAUGCCCUUGCCUCAUCCCCAAAGCAAGCAUGAGUAUAAUUAGGUUAAAUGUAGCAUGUAGCAUCUCGGUCUUCUGACAGUUUGUUUUGCCUUCUGGGCUUUUGGGACGGGGUGGGGGGGUUGUUUUGGAAGCGAUGUACCAUUGGCUCCCCUGUUUUAAAGAAAGAUACAAAUAAAACAUGGCCAGAAAAAAAAUGACCCUUGUCUCUUGGAUAGCCUUGAGUAUUGCAAGGCAUCUACAGAAGUUUCAAGCCUGUUCUGAGAGCUUGAAAGUGAUGCUCGUGAUGGCUGAGGAACUAAAAUGGAAGUAUUUCCCUUGUGUGUAUUUCACAGUUGAAGCAUUCAGUGAAAGAUUUCAGAAUUGUCUGAAGGAGAAUUACAGUUCUGGCCUUGCCCCCAGUGAACAUUCUACCCUGCUCUUAAACAAAAACGCCCUGUAUUUUCACAUAUGGAAUGGACUUCUGUGUGUAAUGCAACCUCAAGUAAGGUGAAAGUAUAACCACCUGCAUUGCAACGCUCUUGCUAAACA